Molecule: messenger RNA, 1026 nt
Organism: Acanthamoeba castellanii str. Neff
Lineage: Eukaryota; Discosea; Longamoebia; Acanthamoebidae
Exons: 1
Coding region: 1-1026 (341 amino acids)
Source: RefSeq, a predicted model, not a curated record
AUGAACCCCGUUCACCCUCCAUCGACUACUGCCAACCUUGGGGUUUGCGUCGGUUGCCCCUCGGACACCAGCGGCGGCAACAGAGAAGAGGACUUGGUGGCACGCCUUCGUAAGUUCACUACUACUUCGACCGAACACGCGUCCCCAGACGUUCCGCCGGUGUCAAAGAGCCCAAGUGGUAACUUAGCCAAGGUGGACCGGCAUGCUAUCGAAGCCAAGUCGUCGGAGAUUGCAGAAACUGUGCGCCAAAUGGUGUGCCGUUUCAUGACAGAUCAGUCCCUCGUUGGCUGCGCCGCAACUGCCCCCGUCCUCGCGUGCUCUAUCGAAACCACCGCUGUGGAGCCCGAGGAGGUCGCAGUUGCGAAGCCCGCCGUCGUGGCCGCGCGGUGGUCGCCGCAGGUCGCCAUCCUACCGGCCGUCAGUUUGAUACUGGGCGAGGCCCGCCACCUCCUGCUGGGCCAUCUCAUCCGGGCGGCCAAGCCAGUGGCACAGUGGACAGAGGCUUUCGUGCUCUUCUCGAGAAGCAGUGGGAUCUCCGAACGCGCUGUGCCCUACCACACGGUCCAGGACCACGUGGACGGCUAUGCCAUCUUGGCCUGGGACAACAGCGCAGCCGAACAGCCGACCGUGAAGAUGCUGCUCGGCUACCUGUCCGUCAUGGACACCGAGAGCAAGCCCGCGCCAGCGCGCCGCCGCCUUCUUAUCAUCGAGAUCGACACCUGGGGGCCUUGCAUGAUGACCAAGGGCCUGGCGUACCUGCUUAAGAACAGUAAGAGGAUGAACCUUGAUGUCUACCUCUUGCUGGGCGAGGACCUGGUGGAGAUGCCGAUCGAAUUAUACGACCGCCUUUACCUGCCCAAGCGCAGCCAAUCCCCCCUCGGUGCCUAUGGAUGGCCCGUGAGCGCCGACAUACUUGGCGACCUCUUGGACAGCGACCUGGUUUUGAACCACGGAUAUGUGCUCCUCGACAGGAACAAUUCCAAGCCUUGCAUCCUCAACCCGUGGCGUGCAUCCACGCCUUUGUAA